AGUGCCACUGCAACAGAUGCGGUCACGAACGGGGAAAGAGCUGCGGAGCAGAAGCAGAAGGGCGAGCAAACUGGAGCAGCGCCAGAAGCAGUGAGCACCGAACAUGAGGGCGAUACUAUGCACGGCGUCAGUGACCCCAAGGAUCUGUCAAGUGAAAAUGCAAGCGAGGCUGUUGAGUCGGACAAACAUGAUAGCGUUGCUGCAUCGGCAGGUUCUUCACCACCACCAGUAAGUUUUUUCACAGUAAUUCUUCGAAAGGGAAGCAGUGGAGGAGUAGUAAGGACGAACCAUCAGGAAGCCGUCGUAUGUCUGCUGUUCCCGGGAGGCGAAAACAGCGGCAUCUCGUUGCAGAGCAGUGCUGCACCAGAUGAGAUGCACAUGGACACAGAUGCGAAGGAAGAUUCGGAGCAUGAUGAUAACAAAGCUACUGAUAAAGCAGUGAAAGAUUCCGAAGAAGUUAAGGCAGAUGCGUCGAAGGAUGAUGUGGAUGAGAAGAUGGACACGGAUGAAGACAAGGCUGCUGAAAAGAAGGAGGAAGACACUGACACUUCUGAUAAAGCUGAGGAUAAACCAGUCGAUACUGCGGCUGAUAAGGAAGAAGAAGCUGCUGAGCCGCCAGCGCCAGAGUCGUUGUCUUCUGGACGUCCUCGUCGUUCUACUCGUUCUAACGUCGAUUAUGCGCAUCCAGAUGUGGCUACUGUGGUAGCUGAACAGGAGGACUUGGAAAAUGAACUUCAACAGAAAGUGACUCGAAGCCGUGGUAAGGGACGUGCUCGCGGACGUGGAGGACGUGUUAGCGGACGUAAAAGAGCGGCAGCUGCCAGCGAUGAUGGCGAAGACAGUGGAUCGGAGUAUGGCAGUCACAAGAAGCAAAAGCGGGCAUCUGGUGCUACUGCCCGAGGACGAGGACGGGGUCGAGGGCGUGGGAGGAUGUCGCGCAGUGCAGCGAGAAAGAGUAGGAAAGAAGAGAGUGAUGACGACGAUGACGAGGAAAUGGAUUUGACUGACAAUGAUGCUGCGGAUACUCCGGGUUCCGGCGGCGAGGGGGAAGAAGAGUCCUACAAGCCGACCCCCUCGAAACGGCGUGCUGCUGCGGAACCUCAGGCAGCCAAAGUUCCACCCAAGAAGCGUGGUCGUGCUUCUGCAACGGCAAAAUCGGACUGA
This is a messenger RNA of Gongylonema pulchrum, 1164 nucleotides long. NCBI's taxonomy places the organism in Eukaryota, Metazoa, Nematoda, Chromadorea, Rhabditida, Gongylonematidae. The record is from the annotation of a GenBank genome assembly.